Acipenser ruthenus (sterlet) is the source of this 8535-nucleotide messenger RNA. RefSeq names its product serine/threonine-protein kinase ULK1-like. Gene Ontology annotation, biological process: peptidyl-serine phosphorylation; axon extension; autophagosome organization. Bases 1000 to 4140 code for a protein of 1046 amino acids. Gene Ontology annotation, molecular function: ATP binding; protein serine/threonine kinase activity. Lineage: Eukaryota; Metazoa; Chordata; Actinopteri; Acipenseriformes; Acipenseridae. Gene Ontology annotation, cellular component: cytoplasm; autophagosome. The record is from RefSeq and is a predicted model, not a curated record. The transcript is spliced from 28 exons.
UGCUAAUUCCUCUAGGGGGCAGAAAUCCCAAAUUCUUUGCCCGGGGCAGACACAUUUUGACAUGCAUGAUGCAACGACACAUCUUCAUUUCACAGGUGAAGAGGCUCGGCACAAUAUACCGUCCAGAACACAGAGCGACUCUGGCGAACUUCAUGGGAAAAUCUGUGCUGCCAUUACAUAAUGUGUGGUUCUGUGCAGAGAACUCAGUCGAUCAUAGGAUUUAUAUAUUCUUUAACGUCGAGUUGCUGUGUUAGUGUUAAAGUGAACAGUAUUCAGUAGGGAAUGCAAUCAUAUAAGUUCGUUGCAAAUAAAGCGUUUUAUAUUUGGAAUCAUAAAUACUGUGCGGGAUUUGAAUUUCCCGGUUGGCUGUAUGACAAAUAGAAGAGACUUCCUUUGACAUCAACAUUAAAUACUUGCGCCUGCGCUUUAUUCUCGAGCAUAUUUCAGAUCAAGAAAGGUUGGAGAUAGGUCUUUGUUUAGACGUUAGAAAAAACAAGUAUUUUGUAUGAACACCAACGUAAAAAAAAAAAAGAUAAACAGCCACAGAAACAAGAAGAGGCUCCACAGAAUGCGAAUGAGACUACAAUUUGUUUCAUUUUUAAACGAGUGGUUGAGAAAAACAAAUUAAGGUUGCGGGGUAUCCGAGACUUCCUUUGUAUACAAACAUUGCAAAACUAGGUCUAGAGACCUUAAGGUGGAAUCGCGGAGUUAUCUCGGAAUUCUGCGUUGCAUCAGGAUGAUGGUCGUGAUCAUGGAGAGAUCAAAUUAAAAAAAAAAGGGGACUCUCUCUCCUUUUUCAUCUUUAGUGCGAACAUGAUUGGAAGAGGUUUUCUUUUUAGAGAAAGGCAGCCCAUGGAAUUGGGAGGAAUAGGGCAACUGUGUAGCUGCCGAGGGUUUAACAACAGAGCAGCCCGGGGUUACUUAGAGGAGAUCCCUAGAUCCUGAUUUAAAAUCCCCCCUUUAAUUGAUUAUACAAAAAGUUACAUAGAAUCUAGGGAAAUGGAGACGGUGGGGAAAUUCGAGUUCAGCAGGAAAGAUUUAAUCGGACACGGUGCAUUCGCUGUGGUCUUCAAGGGAAGACACAAAGAGAAGCCAGACUGGGAAGUAGCUGUCAAAUGCAUAAACAAGAAAAACUUGGCAAAAUCCCAGACUCUGUUAGGCAAGGAGAUAAAGAUUUUAAAGGAGCUGAAACAUGAAAAUAUUGUUGCAUUAUAUGAUUUCCAGGAAAUGGCUAGCUGUGUCUAUCUGGUGAUGGAGUACUGCAAUGGGGGAGACCUUGCUGACUACCUGCACUCUAAGGGGACCCUGAGCGAGGACACUAUCCGUCUGUUCCUGCAUCAGAUCGCAGGUGCCAUGAAGGUGUUACAGAGCAAAGGGAUCAUCCACCGGGACCUGAAACCACAGAACAUCCUGCUGUCCCAUUCCGGGGGGCGCAAAUCCAGCCCUGGGAACACCUGCAUCAAGAUCGCCGACUUUGGGUUUGCCAGGUACCUGCAGACCAAUAUGAUGGCAGCUACGUUGUGCGGUUCUCCUAUGUACAUGGCUCCUGAAGUGAUAAUGUCCCAGAGCUAUGAUGCAAAGGCUGAUCUGUGGAGCAUAGGAACCAUAGUGUUCCAGUGUCUGACUGGGAAGGCCCCCUUUCAGGCUAGCAGCCCUCAGGAUCUCCGGCUGUUCUAUGAGAAAAACAAGAACCUGACUCCCAACAUCCCACGGGAGACCUCCACCCACUUGCGCCACCUACUGUCGGGGCUGUUGAAGCGCAAUCACAAAGAUCGCAUGGACUUUGAUGAGUUUUUCCGACAUCCGUUCCUGGAAGUGAGCUCAUCCAUGAAGAAAUCUGCCCCAGUGCCAAUGCCUUCAUACCCAAGCUCAGGGUCUGCCAGCUCCUGCAGCAGCUCAUCCACCUCUCACCUCGCCUCUCCUCCUCAGUCUGUGGCAGAGAUGCAGCAGCUGCGAGCCAAGACUCUGGCUUCUCCUACCCAGGAUUCCCCGGGUUUCCUGCACGGGCUAAAAGACUCGGCGGGCAGCAGCAAGGACUCUUCCUGCGACAUGGAGGACUUCGUCAUGGUGCCCGUGCAGUUCUCCAGUGACAUCGCCAGCGAGGCCACAGGAGAAAAACCAGUGCUGGACAGCCUCAUGUGCAGUGGGAGCUCUCUGCUGAUCUCUGCUGGACUGGGGAGUCAGGGCAAGACACCGUCCCCGUCUCCUUCCUUCAGCAACUCUCCAAGUCCCUCAGGGAGGCCGAUUGAGUUUUCAGCCAGUAACUAUGGACAGUCGGUACCGAUCCCGGUUCCGACCCAGAUUCACAACUACCAGCGCAUGGAGCAGAACCUGCAUUGCCCCAGCCAGCACGUCUCCCCCAGAUCAGGACCACCAGUGAGAAAGUCCAGCAGUGCUAGCCCCUUGGGAUUUGGGAGGAGUGGGACCUCGCCACCCUUCCCAGGAGACCACGGAACAGCCUUCAGCUCCCGCAGACUCUCAGCUGGGGGCUCCAAACCCUAUCAGCCGUCCCCACAAGUUGGCACCAUCCCAGAGGUACCUGGCCAGACCUUUCCCCUGGGAUCAGAGACUCGGAGUAGGCUACAGGGUGGAGGCCUGACUGUACCUGAGCACCUGCCUCGGCACGGCAUGGGCUCCCGGCUCCACAGCGCCCCCAACCUGUCAGAGGGUGGCGCAAACUUCUGCAGGCAGAAGAUAAAGAAGCAGCACUCGGACCCUGUGGUGCACCGGCAGUGCAGCCAGCCCCAGCAGGUCCCCUCCCUGCAGCCUGGCCGCCAGCUGCGCUCCUCUCCCAAACUCUCUGAACUUGUGCAUAGGAGCCCCCUGCCAACCAUCCUGGGCUCCCCCACCAAGGCCAUGCCUCCGUUUGAGUUCCCCAAACCCCCAAGCUCCCAGAACCUGGUCACCUUACUGGCCCAGCAGGGCCUGGUCCUCACCCCGACACGCAACAGAACCAUCCCGGAUCUGAAGGAGUUGGGCCAGCCUUUCUGCCAGCAGACCGGCCCUAGCAUGAGGCCCGUGGAGGAGAACAAAGGAGCCUUUGGCAGGUCUCUCUCUGCCGGGAGGCUGUCUGAAAUGCUGUUGAAAGCAGCCUUCGGAGGGCAGGUGCUGGAUAGUGGUAGCCGUGAGAGUCUGAACACAGAGAGGCCAAUGGAUACAGCGCCCCCCAGUGGGGAUGGUGCAGAACUGCACUCUGGUGUGAUGGUGGUGGGGUCUGGCUGCCCGGCUCCUGUGGUGUUCACUGUGGGGUCCCCUCCCAGCGGCAGCACCCCUCCACAGACAAACAGGACCAGGAUGUUCUCAGUUGGCUCCUCUAGCUCUUUGAGUUCAGGAGGGUCCUUCAGUGGCAGACAGUUCUUGACAGGCACAUGCGCAGACGGCUGCGAGGGUCCUUCCAGUCUCCGAUAUGGCUUCAGUGACCCUGUGGCGGCCAGUCUUGAGGGUGGAGUGACCUUUGAAGCCCCUGAGCUUCCUGAGGAGACCCUAAUGGAGCAGGAGCACACAGAGACUCUGCGGAGCCUGCGCUUCACACUGGCCUUCGUUCACUGCGUGAUGGAGAUCGCUGCCACCAAGGGCAUGGUCACGGAAGGGGGCAGCUCGGUGACAUCAUCCUUCCAGCUUCAGGAGAGCAUGGUGGCCGACCAGAUCAGCCUUCUGAGCAGGGAGUGGAGUUACGCAGAGCAGCUGGUGCUGUAUAUGAAGACCACAGAGCUUCUCUCUGCCUCUCUGCACACAGCCAUGGAAAGCAUCAAACAAGGAAAGCUCUGUCCCUCUACCACCGUCAAGCAAGUGAUAAAGAAGCUGAACGAGCUGUACAAGUCGAGCGUGUCGUCCUGCCGCUCCCUCAACGCCCGCCUGCAGAGGUUCUUCUACGACAAGCAGAAGCUGAUGGACCGGAUCAACAGCAUCACCGCAGACAAGCUCAUCUACAACCACACCGUCCACAUGAUUCAGUCCGCUGCUCUGGAUGAGAUGUUCCACCAUGGUGAGGCGUCGGUACAGAGAUACCACAAGGCUCUGCUGCUGAUGGAAGGGCUGUCUCUCAUCAUCAAUGAGCAGGCCGAUGUGGAAAACAUCAGCAAAUGCAAGCUGUGUAUUGAAAGAAGACUUUCUGCACUGCAGUCAGGACUCUCUGCUUGAUGACUUCCUGCACCACUGACCGGAACAUUUUCUACCACCUUAGGCCCCAGCUAUGUGCCUGCCACAGGACACAAGGCAAUCGCUCUCGCUCUUGCUCUCCUGCAACUACUUCUCGCUGUCCUGCAACUAGUUCUCGCUGUCUUUCUCUUCAGUCUUGCUUCUUCUCCAAGCCGGUUUGAUGUAAAUGAAAUCCUUUUCCUGCGUGUUGGAGACGGAAGCACUUGUUCUUUCUUAAAGGGCACAGUCUCCUUGGCGAUUUGCCUGAUUGAGCAGCUUGUAAGUUGGGCUUCGUCAAAGGAAGAAAGUGGUGCUGAUUUGCAGCCCUGUGUAUGAAGGCCCCACAGGUGAUGUUCUGUUUCCAUGUCGACAGCGCUGACCAUUACCAAUAAAUAUAUAAUAUAAAGAUUUAGCGUAGAAUGUAACUGGUAAAGCAUCAGACAUGAAAACAGACCUAAGUUGGGGUACUUCUAACAGAAUUUUAAGAAGAUACUCAAGAAAGCUACUCUCCUCCGCUUUAUCUCCUGGCUCUGACUCUCAGUGGAACUGUAGUGAAUAUCACACGAACAUCCUCACUCAAAGCGCAGAGCUGCUGCCGGAGUUGGGCGCAUUUAAUACGUUUGAAACUAAAGACAAGUUACCAGAUGAGAGACCUAUUUGUACACUUACGUUCUGUCUGGCUCUCUUCACUUGUAUCUUUUUUUUUGUUUUUUUUUUGUGGUAGUUCUAUAUCAAACGCUGCCCUAAGGCACUUCUAACACUUUUUUUUUCUCUCUACUACUGUGUUGGGAGGACAGCUUGUUUGAGUUUCUGACUUGAAAGAAACGGUUAUGUCGAAAGCCACUGUUGGGACUGUUUCCUGUUGGAAGGGCGGAAGGCUUUUGUUUGCUUCUCUUAGUGUGUGUGUGUUGUUUUUUUUUUUUUUUUUAAAUAUAUAUAUAUAUAUAAAGAAACCAGUCACCUUCAAAUAAUCUGGUUUCUUCUGUUUGUGGGGAAGAGUAUAUUUAGAGGAAAUUAAAUAAAGAAAUGAGGAAUAAUUCCAAAAUUUGUAACCCCUUAAAAUUUUGGGGGGGGGGGUUGGUUUAAAAAAUAAAUUUAAAUGUAAAAAAAAAAAAGGGUGAAGCCAAGACUUGAUAACAAAAUCUACUCACUUUAUGGGGUGACGUAGUUAACAAAUAGCGCUAAUAUUCAACAAGACUGUAAGAGCAAAUGAUUCAUGUUCCAGUGUAAAGCCGUCAUUCUGCUCAAAAUGGUGUCAACUCAACAUAGACAUGAGAACUACAGUGAUGGAUUCCAGCAGUGCUGUAAGAUCCCAUCUUUAUGGAGGACACGUUGGCAGAGAAUGUAGGGAUCCUCUCCUUGUUCACAAACAGACCAGCAUGCAUGCAUAGUAAUCAUGUAAGACCAGUGCUUAAAAUCAAAUGAAGGUAUGCCAGUGUAUCAAGACCAAUGCGUUACAGUAUCCCAGUGCCUGUGCUGGUGCUGGGUAUCAGUCUGAAGUGGACCAUUUCAAACACCAAGUAGAAGCUAACAUUGCAAAAUCACGUUCAAUCAAGGAAUAAGAGUUUUAUUUGAAGCUUGUGUUUUGCUUUCAGUCUGGUUUGGCCCAUCAGGAUAUAGAGAAUCCCCUAUCGUUCGUUUUUAUUUUAAAUUGUAUUUAGUUAUUUUUAAGAUGACUUUUAUUCCUACUAUCUACUCUGUUAUCAAUUCCUAAAGUGCUGUAAAGUGACUUAAGGAAAUGCAGAAGGAAUUGUAGCCGUUCGAUCCCACACAAACUGAAACACACUAAACUAGUCUGUUAAGAGGAGCACCUUAAAUACUUGUAUGUGAUGCCAGUUUAAACGCAUCAUAGUACAACUAAAUCUACAGAAUUUGCCACCCAUUUUUUUCUGUACCCCCGUUGUACCCCCAAUACACUGUAGCCAUGUGCCCAGUGGCUACAGCCAAAGGAAGUCCCCUUAAGGGUUCAAAAGCUGAAGAACACCCUUCAGUAGGCUUCCUUUCUUUUUUUCUUUUUUUUAAUUUAGUAGUCGCUAAUGGCACACGCUGUCCUCCGAAGUGCGUCCCGUUAGCCGCCUGCUUUUUUACACGCUGCAAACUCACCGUGCAGCCACCCAGAGCUACAGUGUUGGGAGGACAACGCAGCCCUGGGCAGCUUACAGGCAAGGCCGCAGGUGCCCUGCCAGACCACAGGGGUCGCUGGUGCGUGGUGAGCUGAGGACACCCUGGCCAACCUAACCCUCCCUCCCCCAGGGCGGCGCUCAGCCAAUUGUUCGCCGCCCCCUGGGAGCUCCCAUCCUCGGUCGGCAAAGGAAUAACCUGGACUCGAACCGACGACAUCCAGGCUAUAGGGCGCAUCCUGCACUCCACACGAAGCACCUUUACUGGAUGCGCCACUCGGGAGCCCCCAAUAGGCAUCCUUUCUGACUGCUGCUUUGUAGACAGUUUCACAGUCCAAAGGUGGUGUUAAAUGAUUACAGCAAACCAAUCCUGUUACUGCUAAAGGACCACUAAAGUGCACUAGAAAGUAGCGCAGGUUUAAAGUGAAUCUAUUACAGUGGCACCCAACACUGGUUAUAGCUAACUUUGAAGUCUGCAAAUGUUUAAGAGCUAAAAACAAUUAAAAUUGAUGUUCCACCCUGCUUUACUGUUUCAUAUUGCCUACGGAAUUGACACACAAGAGUAUUUUAAUGCCAGCACAUUAAUGCUAGUUCUGUAUAUGUUUCAAAGUUAAGAAAACGCAUUGGAAAGAAGUUUAGAAUGAAACUGAGCAGGUGUUAGUUUUAAAAUCGUAUCAAAAUACAGGCUGCCAGUGGGCCAUGUGCUACAGUAUUGGGAGACUUUAUAAGCUAUUAAUGAAAGAAAAUAUUUCUGAUUUUUUUUUUUUUACCUAUUUUUUUUUUUCUUUUUUACUUUUUUCAACUGCUUGUCCCUCCCGCCUUACUGCAAAAAAAAAAGCUGGUUCUGUUGUCUGCAGAUGAGGUCAAUCAUUAGGGGGUUUUCUCCCUCUCCCCCUCCUCCCCUCAGAUGUCUGUGGAAAGUGAUUCUCCUGCUAUGCACGACCUGAGACCUACUGCACAGCCCAAAUUCAAUUCCCAAACUGGUGCUCGGCAGCAGUCUCAGUUUCUGCAUGCGAUGGUUUAUAAACAGGCUCCAGAUACAGACGUCUUGAGUCACUAACCAUGCUCUGUCCCUCCUGUUUUGUUGCACUACUAGUAAAUAAAUUGGUACUGUUCGUUGACGUAUUAAUGUUACCAGCAGACACAGAAAAGCUGCCCUGUUUGUUUUGAGCUGAACUUGGAACACAUUUUGUGUUCUAUUUUUUCCAAGUUUUGUAUUUGUUUGUGGGUGUGGCAACGUGCGUGCAUGGUGGUUUUUUGUUUGUUUGUUUUUUUAUUAAUUGCUUUUUUUUGUCAGUGUAAACUAAACUUAUAUAUACGUGAGUGUUUUUACAGGUUUGUUUGUAGUCGCAUGUAUUUUGUAUUUGCGAGAGUGAUUUUUAGGUUUUGAGUGUAUGCUUAGAUUUGCAUGUGUGUUGGAGGAAACGGCAGCAGAUUUUAAUUAAUUAUACAUUUGUGGAAAGAGUGUGUUGGCUGGGCAAAAAUAUUCUUAGAAAAAAUAAAUAGUGAGUUAAUAUACAUUUUUCCUAGAUCACAGUUUAAAUUAAAUGAAAAGAGGCCAUGCAUGUAUUUUCCUCAAUAGGUGUAUUUAUCAGUUUUAUAUGUUACUGAAGUACAUUGGCUACAUCAGUCUGAUGCAAUUGGGUGAAAACUGUGGCCACAGUGUGAGGUCACAAAAGGGAAAUUCAGGUUCCGAAUUCGGAUUUGUUUGAAGUGAAUGAGUUGCCAGUUGACAUUUUGGGUUGAUGAGUGGAGUUGUGAAUGAUGAGCUCCAGGAUUAAAACUGGGUUAUAAGUGAAGGUAUUGGAAUUGUGCCCAGCAUUAUUCCUUUCGAGCUGUUGAUGAAAAUGAAUGUACCGAGGAAGCCCACAUUUAACACGUACUGCUGUGUAUGUGGUUUACAAUUCACCAAACCAAUGUAUAUUGUUUUCAUAAUACUUGAAAAUUUGCUACUGUGCUUAUAUAUAAGACUUGUUUUGCUAUAUUAUCUAUUAGCAAAUAUUUUAUCUAACCCCUAGCUUGUAAAUAAGUUCUGUAAAUGAGUAUUUAUUGCUUUAUAGAUAUAAGGAAUGCUAAACAAACAAAAAAAAAAAAGAGUAUAUAUAUAUAUAUAUAUAUAUAAUGUGUUCAGGUUUGUAAUGUUAAGUAUCCUUUGAAACAAAGCUUGACCAUUUUUUUUAAUGUGUUUUUUUAAUUUCUCAUUUCAUUGUCUGUGAUGUAACCCUUUUUUUGCUUUGAACUGCAACACAAAUAAAGUAUAAAAUGUAAUUUAACAAUC